UUUGUCAUUGAUGUUGGGUUGCUCGGUUCAUUUUACUCUGUGUGACUUCCACUCUCAGGGUCCAAGUACAUUCACCACUUCUGGUCAUGUGGCUCUCAAAGCUUUUAUGCUGCAGGAUUUAUCAGCAUGCAAGCUUUCUUUUGCAAGAGAUUUUAUAGCAUGCUGAAUAAGUGAAAAAAAUCCUGUAAUAGAAAAGUGUCGUGCAAAUAUGAAAAGCAUGAUAAAGAAGUAUUGUUGUUCAAAAUGUUAGAAAUACGAAUGACUGAGCUAACUGGAAUUAUUUUUUUUACUUUCUUUAGACUGAGUGAAAUAAUUAAUUGAUGCUAAUAAAUUAUUUCUGUUCACUUAAUGAAGUUAAAUUCCAAUAUUCAUUUACACCCAAGAAUAUCCUGCAGGUUACAGAAGGGAAAAUUCAUUCGGCAGUGAGGUUUAGGACCUAUUCUAAGCUUCAGUUAGACAAUCUUUCAUAAUCUCUAUCAACCUCAAUAAAUUGUCUAAUUUCUAUGGUUGUCAUCAGUGUUUUAUGUGCACGAUUCAAGUGCGAAAGUAGAUUAAGCACAAAUUGGUCUUAUUUUAAUACUUUGCUUCUAUUCCACCUAACAAUUUAGCCAAAAGUAUUGUAACCAAGAGGCAUUUUUGGCUCCACAGUCUGCAGACUGCUCUCAAUAAUUGGAAGAUGAGUGACACACACGGGCGUAGCUUUGUUGAGGUUAUUUGUGAGAAGUAUAGCCCAGAAAACUUCCCAUAUCGACGAGGAAUGGGUAUUGGCAUCCACGUCUCUGUUGGGCCCGAGGGUUCACCUGUGAAAGCUCGUCUAAACCUUCCUGCUGUCCUCGUGCUGGAUGGUUGCGGAAUUAACAGAGCCGGAGAGGAGAGUGACAUUGCUGCCUUCUGCUCGCACGUUUCUGAACUCGACUUGUCCGAUAAUAAUCUACAAGACUGGUACGAGAUCGGUAAAAUCGUGUCAAAUCUCGCCAAUCUGACCUUUCUAAAUCUCACCUCGAAUCCGCUGACCGAGGCCAGGUUAGACUCAACAUGUGCUGCCUCUUUCUCAAAAAUACAGAGACUUGUCCUCAACAAUACCAAGCUUUCAUGGGAAACCAUUCACACGUUUCUGCAGGAGUUACCAGGGUUAGAGGAACUCUUCCUGUGCUUUAACGACUACACGACAGUUUUGUUGUCACCCUGUUCCUAUCCAUCACUUCGACUCCUACAUAUUACUGACAAUAAUCUUGCUGACUGGGCAGAGAUACACAACCUUGGACAGAUGUUCCCAGGUCUGGACACAUUAAUCCUAGCGAACAACCCUCUAGUCAGCAUAAUGGAUUCACAGGCAACUUUGGCACGACUUUUCCAAAAUCUGCGAUCGAUAAAUCUUCAUAACUCAGGACUAAGCUCAUGGGAUGACAUCGAUAAACUCAAAGCAUUUCCUAAACUGGAGGAAGUGAGACUUCUGGGAAUUCCAUUACUGCAGAAUUAUUCUGAGGAGGAACGACGCAAGCUCGUCAUAGCUAGGUUACCAUCUAUUAUUCUAUUAAAUGGGAGUAAAGUUGCAGGAGAAAGGAUAGAUGCAGAGCGAUUUUUCAUCCGUUACUACUUAAAUCAGCCAGAUGAAGAUUUACCAGAAAGAUAUCACGAACUGGUAACACAAUAUGGUGUAUUGGAACCAUUGGCUGUGGUUGACCUCCGACCCCAGAGUCGUGCUAAAGUAGAAGUUCACUUUGAGGGUAAAGUUGAAGUGAUGAGCAUUCGUCUCGAUCAGACUGUGGCUGAUCUGAAGAAACAACUUCGGAAUGUCGUGCAAUUGUCAACCAAUAAUAUGCGCUUGUAUUACAUUGACCAAGACAUGGUAAAAGCCUUUGGACCAGAAGAAAUGAAAUACAACACACGUGCCCUUCACUCAUUUAGCAUUCGAGAUGGAGAUGAGAUUCAUGUAGAACCAAAAACAAAAUAGUCUUGUGAAUUUACUCACAAUCUUUACAAUUUUUACACAAAUAUUUUGUUUGUUAAUGAAAGUGUUGCUGGGUUACAGUAUGUUUUCACAAUUGUAACUGUAAAAGGGUUAGUGAUCCAUGUAUAGGUACCGAUUAAUGCUGAAACUAGUUCACAAUAAAGAUCAAAGUUCCUGCCAGGGAUGGAAGAAAGUUUCUGUGAUGAACAUAAGAUAAAUCUGUUUGAGGCAAUCCAGUAAUUACAGAGGCUGAGAUUGCCACCAGUCUUCGGUCAUUAGAGGCGUGGUGUAAUGUGAUUAUUGAAUACGAUGGUGUAAAGUAUCACUAAUUACUGUGCACUGUAUUACAUGAGAGCAAAUAUUGAGUGAGGUAACACAAAUCUGGAGUUAGAGCCUUUAUGUAAUUGUUUAAUUACCAAUCUUUUAAGGUUUUAUGAACGUAAGUCACCAGUGUCAGGCAAUACGAUUUAUUGUGAACAGCUCUGUGGAGAACAGAAAGCUGGGAUUAUGUUCAGAGUACAAACAGUUCUUGCUCAUAGUUAGCACUGGAUAAUACCAUGCCAUCGUUUCAGUUCCAUCACUCACCCUCUUGCCAUCAAAAAGAGACUAUAUUAUCCUUAAAACAGUUUUUUAAAACAAUCCACAGCAUGUACCAGGUUUCCCCCGCCGUCCGAAGAUAGAACAUUCCUAUGAAACGGUUCGUAAGCCGGAAUGUCGUAAAGCGAAGAAGCAAUUACCAUUUAUUUAUAUGGGAAAAUUUUGUGAGCGUUCGCAGACCCAAAAAUAACCUACCAAAUCAUGCCAAAUAACACACAAAACCUAAAAUAACAGUAACAUAUAGUAAAAGCAGGAAUGAUAUGAUAAAUACACAGCUUAUAUAAAGUUGAAAUACUUUUCCACAAUCAUUGCCUGAACUGUUCUCCGUAGCGAAAAUCUCACGCAAGCGCCAUCAGCAAAAACACAGCGCAAGCGCUCUCCAGUAACCUUUAAGCUAUGAAGCUGUCAAAUCAGUAGAAAUAAUGUAUGUACAGUGUAGUAUCACUUACCGGAAUCGGGAAGGCAGCGUCGAGCACACUGAUGAUGGUGUGUUAGACUUGUUGGAGUUUGGGUGGUGCAGUGGCCCCCACCCUCCAGGCUGCUGAGCGAUACAUUGCCGCGAAGCAUGCAGUGGUACAGCGGUAGCCGGGACGCAUCCAGCACAUCUUUAAGAAAAAAGCCGAA
This is a messenger RNA of Mobula hypostoma (lesser devil ray), 3172 nucleotides long. Its product is annotated as tubulin-specific chaperone cofactor E-like protein. The record is from RefSeq and is a predicted model, not a curated record. The transcript has 7 exons. Gene Ontology annotation, molecular function: protein binding. Bases 677 to 1954 code for a protein of 425 amino acids. NCBI's taxonomy places the organism in Eukaryota, Metazoa, Chordata, Chondrichthyes, Myliobatiformes, Myliobatidae.